Molecule: messenger RNA, 1986 nt
Organism: Hymenoscyphus albidus
Lineage: Eukaryota; Fungi; Ascomycota; Leotiomycetes; Helotiales; Helotiaceae
Source: the annotation of a GenBank genome assembly
CUUUUCAAGUCCCUCUUGAAGAUUCGAAAUCAUAGAAAAAGGAGACUUUUAGUCUCGACUUAUCAUAUCAGCUGGUCAACUGGUAUUACAUAUGCUUACAUAAAACGAUAACCAAUUCUGCCUCCGGAAAAUUGCCGGUUACAAUAAUUGCUGAUCUAGCAUGAGGGUCAUCUAUUUGCCCCCUCCAAGCACUCUUUUUGUUUCUCUUCCUCCCCCUUUCUCUCCUUCGAUCCCUAUAAAGCUUCAAUCGUUCUCGAUGAGGCUUCUUCUACUGUUAUUUUCCUUCGUUCUCGCAUUUCUCUCCAUCGCGUUCAAAGAUAACAUAACCACACAAUUUACAGCACUCACCAGUCUACUAAACCAAACAACAUUACCUACCAAGGCUUCCCACUCCGAAUCUUCAACCAAUAUUUCGAAUCCGCAAACAUGACAGCUGCUCGCAAGAUUGAGAAGUCAUUUCUGGCAAUCGAGCAAGCUGAGGGUGCAGGAGCUUGAGUCCGUCGCACCAUCGGCACAAAUAAUUUAAAACACUUCUCUCCCUUCCUCAUGCUCGAUCACUUCAAUAUUCCACCUGGAGCAGGAUUUCCGGAUCAUCCACAUAGAGGCCAAGAAACAAUCACAUAUCUGUUGGAGGGGGCGGUCGACCACGAAGACUUUACAGGAAGUGCGGGCACAAUUUAUGCGGGGGAUCUACAAUUCAUGACGGCAGGUAAGGGCAUAGUUCAUGCAGAGAUGCCCAACCAGAAUCAGCGAGCGAACAUCGGAAUGCAGUUAUGGGUUGACCUCCCGGAGGAAGAUAAGAUGUCCGAACCACAAUACCGAGAUUUGAAAGGUUCACAAAUACCUCAUGUCGAUGUCGAUGGAGGCAAAGUCAAAGUAAUCAUCAUCAAGAGUCAUAGCCAUGGAACUGAUAGUUUGCCGGAUUUCCGACCAACAAAAACCGAGAUUUCUAUGCUCGACAUCGAAAUAAAGCCCGGUGGAAAGAUCACCCAAAAAGUAGAUGACAAUUGGAAUGCAUUCGCAUAUGUUCUGGGAGGAGAUAUACGCUUUGGUGAAGGAGAAGACAAGACAGUUAUUGGCCAGUACAAUUUUGUCAAAUUCAAACAGGAGGGAGAUGUAGUGGUUGCGGAAGUCGAUGAGAAUGCCACCGAAAGUGGUCGCUUUAGUAAGUUCCUAUUUCUUCUGAUGUUUGAAAUAUUCCCAAAGAGGUUCAAGAGAGGCUUUGAUUCCGAAAGGUAGAACCUAUGGAAGUCUAUUGGGUUCUAGCUUUGGUGGUGGAGCUCGCUUAAUAAACCACAACGCCUUCCUGUGCUCCCAGUGAAGCACCCUUCAAAAAAAAUUCAUACACAACGUGAAUGAGGCAAAAAAAGGGAAACGUCCAUGGGCGUUAUCUUGCGUUCGCCGGGAAUCGAACCCGGGGCCAAUGCAUUUAGAUCUCUCGAGUUAACUCGUGAAAUUGGCAAGCAUCGAUUUUACCACUAAACCACAAACGCUGUUUCUUUUUAGUUGGAAGAUAUCAGAUUAUCCAAGUCAAUAUUCCCAUUUGUGGGGAGUUUAUUUCCGCGAGAUCAGCCCGGCGCUAGUGCGUUUGUGGAGAAGCACAAAAGUCUCUCUUCAGUCGGCUACCACGAACCCUUACUAAUGCUUGGCCGCCUCUAGUUCUUGUAGCCGGAAAACCCCUCGACCAAACGGUUGUUCAAUAUGGUCCUUUCGUGUUAACAACCCAAGAAGAUGCAUUGCAAGCUGUUUCAGAUUACCGAGCUUCGAAGAAUGGCUUUGAGCGUGCCUGGGGAUGGAGUAGUAAAAUUGGAAGGACAAGGAUACUUUGAGCUUUGGAAGAAGUGCUCUUCCAUAGGCAGGACAUGUUUAUAACGAUAGACUAAUUGCAUUCAUGGGGUUUGGGGUACCUAUCCAAUAUUGGAAUGGUUCAAGCUACUAUAAGACAAUGUUCGGCCAUAAAAGAAAAACAAAUUCUUCAAAACAAAU